Dioscorea cayenensis subsp. rotundata (Guinea yam) is the source of this 2198-nucleotide messenger RNA. Its product is annotated as protein HOTHEAD-like. Bases 42 to 1775 code for a protein of 577 amino acids. The transcript has 6 exons. The record is from RefSeq and is a predicted model, not a curated record. NCBI's taxonomy places the organism in Eukaryota, Viridiplantae, Streptophyta, Magnoliopsida, Dioscoreales, Dioscoreaceae. Gene Ontology annotation, molecular function: oxidoreductase activity, acting on CH-OH group of donors; flavin adenine dinucleotide binding.
UUCAUGCAAAAGCAAAAGGGCAUCUAAGACUCUAAGUCACCAUGGCUUGUGUCACGGUAGGCAGAACCCUUACAGCUUGGAAGAAGGACGACUUAUUUCUCUUUCGUUUCAUCUUCAUCCUCGUCUCAUUAUACCCAUGUCAUGGUAAUUUCUCACAAGCAAACAACAAACAACCAAACUUCAGAAAUGCAAGUAGUUUUUCAACAAUGCCAAACUUACCAUAUGACUACAUAGUGGUUGGAGGAGGAACAGCAGGGUGUCCAUUGGCAGCAACACUGUCUGAAAAAUUUAGGGUUUUGGUGCUAGAAAGAGGUGGAUCACCAUAUGGAAAUGCCAACAUCUCACGCUUAGAAAAUUACGACAUUAAUUUGGCACACUCCACACCAACUUCUCCUGUUCAAAGGUUCCUAUCAACUGAUGGUGUUUUCAAUCAUAGAGCAAGAGUUUUGGGUGGCAAUACUUGCAUCAAUGGUGGCUUCUACUCUAGAGCUCAGCCUAGUUUUGUAAGAAAUGCUGGAUGGGAUGAAGUGUUGGUGAAUGAGUCAUACAAAUGGGUGGAGGACAAGAUAGUCUUCUUGAAUCCAGCUGCGCCAUGGCAAAGUGCAGUGAAGGAUGGGUUCUUGGAGGUUGGAGUCACUCCCUUCAAUGGAUACACCUAUCAACAUAUCAACGGGACGAAGUUUGGCGGUUCAAUCUUCGAUAAUAAUGGCUUCCGACACACCGCCGCCGAUCUCUUGGCCGCCGGCAACCCUCGAAACCUUGAUGUCCUCAUUUAUGCCAACGCGGAAAAGAUCAUCUUUGAUACAAAAGGCACAAACUCCAAAGCAAUCGGAGUGAUCUUCAUCGACGAGAAUGACAAUCGACAUGAAGCAUUUAUCAAAGCAGAUGAGCGAAGUGAGGUAAUUUUAACCUCCGGCGCGAUCGGAACACCGCAAUUAUUAUUACUAAGCGGUGUCGGACCAGAGGAAGACUUACGAAAGAUGAAUAUUACGGUGAUACUAAACAAUGAGCAUGUAGGAAAAGAGAUGGCAGACGUCCCAUCAAAUAACAUCCAAAUCCCUACACCAGAGCCACAAAAGAAAACACUAGCUCAGGUAGUAGGCAUCACUACUGAGGGUUUCUAUGUUGAGACCAUCAGUGGCAUUAGCCAAAAUAAUGACAGCAUCGUCACUGUCAAGAAUGGCAAUAUGUCCGAGUUAAAAGAGGUAUUCCGAGGAGGUUCUAUUCACAAGAAGAUCAUAGGUCCUCUCUCCAAAGGAAAUCUCAGCCUGAUUAACACCAAUGUAACCAGCAACCCGGCUGUUACCUUUAACUACUAUGCCGAGCCUGAAGAUCUCAGGCGAUGUGUCACCGGAGUUAGUUUGUUAUUAAAGAUUGCGAAAACAAGGCCAGUGAUAGAGCUGAUGGGGAAUUUAAGUUACACAGAUGAGAUGUUGUUGAACAUGAGUGUGAAUCUUUUUCCAAAUUUGAUACCGAAAAGUGGGAAUGAGACAAAGUCAUUGCCUGAGUUCUGCAAGAGAACUGUGACAACUUUGUGGCAUUAUCAUGGAGGGUGUAUUGUUGGGAAGGUGGUGGAUAAGGAUUACAAGAUCAUUGGCGUUGGGAAUUUGAGGGUGGGGGAUAGCUCUUUGUUUGUUGAAUCCCCCGGAACUAAUCCUCAGGCCACUGUUAUGAUGCUUGGCAGAAUGAUGGGAGUGAAGAUGAUCACAGAGAGAGGCAGGCUAGCUAGAGACCAUAUGCUGUACGGACAUGAAGGAAGUGCCAGUAGUAAAUAAAUUAAUAAAAAUAAUCAGAAAUAAUAUAUUAUCUAUCAAUGUACCACAAACAUUUUUUUUUAAAUAAAUGUGGAUAAACCACAGAUUUAUUGAAGAAAAGAAUGACAGUACAAAGUAGGAAACUCCUCUCACCAGAGGUGACGAGAUACAAAAGACAACAUAAGGCAAAGGAUAAGCUAGAAAAAGAAUCUAAGUAGGUAGAAGACACCGUCUGACAUCUCAGGCCUGUCUAGAUAGUCAAAAGGAGUGCCUACUCCUGAGCAACAUCGGGGUCGGAGUCGCCAGGUGGAUUUGAGAUUCUAGCGCUAAGGAAGUUGAGCGAGCGCUUAAUUUUCUGAGAAGCUUCAUUGAGUGAUUGCUGAUGUCUAUCAGCAGCUGUUGAGAACUAAGAAAGAAGCAUAUUAGCAGUUUUAAAAAUAAUAU